Molecule: messenger RNA, 228 nt
Organism: Pyricularia oryzae 70-15
Lineage: Eukaryota; Fungi; Ascomycota; Sordariomycetes; Magnaporthales; Pyriculariaceae
Exons: 1
Coding region: 1-228 (75 amino acids)
Source: RefSeq, a predicted model, not a curated record
AUGCCCCAUGACGCUGCUACGGCCGACCUCUACUCAAAUAUCCAUUCGCGCACUUCGCAACACGUGCCAGGUCUCAUCAAGGUCCCCACUUGCGGGCUGGAGCUCUCCAACUCGACAAGCGACUGCUGGCCAUCUGCUGUUGUUGGGCUCGCGCCUGGCCAAUCAGGCAAUGGGAUUCAAGGUGGCGUCAUCUGCGCCGGGAAACGGUGCUACUGCCCCUCCAUCUAA